AUGGCACAGCGACCCUCGACAAUGAUGGGCCCGGGAGGCGCAGGGCGCCCAUCGAUGCAUCCGCAAGCCAACAACCCAGCGAACAUCAUGUUUGGCGGCCCUUCGUCGUCGGCGAAUCAGGCACGGCUUGUGUCAAAGCAGGCCGAGCUGGAAGGUCUGCGUGCUUUGAAGGACCAGUCGGCGCGCAUGGUCAAGGAGCUCGAGAGGUUGGCGGAGAAGGUCGAUAUCAUGGCCGAUGGCGGUGAUUCAAUCGCAUCCGUCAUGGGCUCAUGGCAGGGCGUCUUCCGCGCUAUCCAGAUCGCUCGAGCAUCGACGGUAUUCAUGAACCCUGGAGCACCCGAGUCUUCGAGCGCAGACACCUCGGCAGAGCAGGAAGAGGAGGACGACCUGUACACGUACGGCCCCGCGACCACCAGCAAGCCCGCGCUCAUCGAUACGAUGGUCCGCAUCCCACUCGACCUCGAUGGUGCCAUCGCAAGGUCCAAGGAUGACAGCGCGGACGUUUCGGCUUCUGCUUCCGUCUCCCAGUGA
This is a messenger RNA of Kalmanozyma brasiliensis GHG001, 531 nucleotides long. RefSeq names its product DASH complex subunit Dad2. The coding region runs from base 1 to 531 and encodes 176 amino acids. Gene Ontology annotation, cellular component: mitotic spindle; mitotic spindle pole body; mitotic spindle midzone. NCBI's taxonomy places the organism in Eukaryota, Fungi, Basidiomycota, Ustilaginomycetes, Ustilaginales. The record is from RefSeq and is a predicted model, not a curated record. Gene Ontology annotation, biological process: mitotic cell cycle; attachment of spindle microtubules to kinetochore. The transcript is spliced from 3 exons.